AUGCUUCAACGUAAUCAAAAAAAUAUAGGCAUGGCCCAAGCUUUACUCAACUUUAAACUUGAAGAUACUAUCCGUCAUUAUAAAGUACUGCAAGUAAUAGGCAGCGGAGGGUUUGCUAUCAUUGUGCAGGCAUAUGACACAAAGCACAAGAGAGAAGUUGCAAUUAAAAUCAUUUCAAGAUCUGCAGCUGCAAAAAACGAUUAUCUAUUGUAUUUAGAACAAGAACUUAGGCUAUGUACGCGCUUUAAUCAUCCAAAUAUUGUUUAUGAGAUUUUAUAUGAGCCUGACACAAUUAUGAUUGUUAUGGAAUACAUACCUAAGGGGGACUUACACUUCAUUGCAAAUAAUUCUUUUCAUAUAUCUUGCAAAUUAAAAAUACAAAUUGCAGAAGGAAUACUUAAUGGGCUUAACUAUCUCCAUAGUAGAGGUAUUUGCCAUAGAGAUAUAAAGCUUGAUAAUAUAUUACUUGAUGAAAACUAUAAUUCAAAAAUUAUUGAUUUCGGAUUGUCCUGUGAAAACCCAAACCACCUUGUAACAAUAUGUGGUACUGAAAACUAUAUGGCUCCAGAGAUUUUGAUAAACUCUGAAUCAUAUAAUGGAAAAAAGGCCGACAUUUGGUCAUUUGGAGUACUGUUAUACGCAUUAAUGAAUGGAUGA
Messenger RNA from Trichomonas vaginalis G3, 657 nucleotides. RefSeq names its product protein kinase. Gene Ontology annotation, molecular function: protein kinase activity; ATP binding. The coding region runs from base 1 to 657 and encodes 218 amino acids. Lineage: Eukaryota; Parabasalia; Trichomonadida; Trichomonadidae. Gene Ontology annotation, biological process: protein phosphorylation. The transcript is spliced from 2 exons. The record is from RefSeq and is a predicted model, not a curated record.